Messenger RNA from Rotaria socialis, 1329 nucleotides. The record is from the annotation of a GenBank genome assembly. NCBI's taxonomy places the organism in Eukaryota, Metazoa, Rotifera, Eurotatoria, Philodinida, Philodinidae.
AUGACAUCUACCGGUUUGGUGUAUAUGAUGACACCAGCAUUAGCUUGUUUUUAUGGUGGUUUGGUUGAAAAUAAAAAUUUUCUUAAUCAACUUUUUUUGUCUGUUGUUUGUAUGGCUAUUAUUCCUGUUCAAUGGUGUUUAUUUGGUUAUUCGUUUGCUUUUGGUCCCGGAAAUUCAGCAUUUGGUUCAUUUUCUUAUUCUGUAGGACUUAAAAUGGGUCUCGUAUCUUUACAUGGCGAAACUGCGGAUCAAAUCAAUCCCUUAUCAAUCCCUUCGUUAGCAUUUAGCGCUUUUCAGUGUUCCUUUGCCAUUAUUACGCCGGCUUUAAUUAGUGGUGCCGUGGUGGGUCGAAUGAAAGUUAUUCCCUAUAUGCUUUUUAUUUUUCUCUGGGCGACAUUUUGUUAUGACCCAUUGGCAAGAUGGGUUUUUUAUGAUUUAGGUUGGCUUCAUCAAUUGGGUGUUGUGGAUUUUGCUGGAGGGUUAGUUGUUCAUGUAUCUAGUGGAGUAUCAGGACUAGUUGCUGCAUUAAUUUUGGGAUCUCGUGCUCAAUUUGAUCCAGAUGUACUCAAUACUGGCCAAACCAAUAUUCCAUUUACUAUUGUGGGUACUGGCCUACUUUGGGUUGGAUGGAUGGGAUUCAAUGGAGGAUCAGCAUAUGCGGCAUCUGGUAUUGCUGCUUUGGCUAUUGUUAAUUCUAAUGUAGCUGCAGCAUCAAGUAUGACUAUUUGGGUUAUUUUGGACAUUAUACAUGGUAAAUUAAGAGGUCAACCUAAUGCUUUUGUAUCAAUUCCUGGUGUUUGUUCAGCAACUGUCGUUGGACUUGUUGCCAUAACGCCAUGUGCUGGCUAUGUUCAACCAGGCUAUGCAAUGCUAAUCGGUGCAUGUGCUGGUCUUAUUGUCAAUUUAUUUUUAGCAGGAAAAAAACGUUUUUUUCAUGUCGAUGAUACUCUCGAUGUAUUUAGUUGUCAUGGUUUGGGCGGUUUUAUAGGAACUGUCAUGACUGGAUUAUUCAUUCAAACUGAUGUUAAUAGUGAUGUUGCAAAUGGUGCCUUUUAUGGUAACCCUAUUCAAUUAGGAUAUCAACUGGUAGGAAUAGUAGUCGUAGUUUCUUUUUCUACUGUAUGUACGGCAGCAAUUUUAUUGCCAAUGCAUUUUACAUUCGGUAUUCGCAUAAAUCGAUUGGAACAAGUGCGAGGCUUAGAUAAUGUGGCACAUGGCAUUGUUGAUAUGAAUCUACCUAAAAAAAUGUCACAAAUACAAGGACCAUCGUUAAGACAGAAGCAAACUGAAAUAAAUAUAAUACCAACCAUUCCUAUUGAAAGUUCCUAA